CUUGCUCUGGUGUAAGCUCACCAUACAACGGUAGCAUUGAGUUCGGAGGAGCAUUACCUGAUGAAAACAGCAACUAUGCCUUUGAUGUGAUGGCUACCUACAGAUGUGACACUGGGUUUUCUCUGGUUGGUAAUAGUACAAGGACAUGUACUGGAGAUGGUAGUAGCACUACUGGUGAAUUCGGUGGAGUGACUCCAACUUGUGAAGCAAUAACUUGUUCUGCUGCGCCCUCACCAAACAACGGCAGAACUGACUUCAGUGGAUCCUCAGCUGAAAACGACACCUAUGCCUUUGAUGUGGUGGCUACCUACAGUUGUGACACUGGGUUUUAUCUGGUUGGUAAUAGCUCGAGAACAUGUACUGGAGAUGGUAGUAGUACUACUGGUGCUUUUGAUGGCGAAGCACCAUUUUGUGAAGGUAUAACUUGCCAUCUUAUGACAAGUCCAAACAACGGAACAAUUUCUUACAAUACCACAUCAAAUACAUUCAGCAUAAUACACUUUAAUGAAACGGCUACUUACAAGUGUGACCCUGGUUUUUCUCUAAUUGGUAACAACUCAAGGACGUGUACUGGCGAUGGCAGUAGCAUUAUUGGUGCUUUUGAUGGAAAAACUCCAUCUUGUGAACGUGAGUCUAUGCAUGCUUUUGUUGAUGGAUAUUUUAGUUACUGUCUCGAUCCCACCAGCCAUAACCUGUCCCACUGUGCCGUCACUAAACAACGGCAAUAUUACAUUCGGCGGAGCUUCACCUGAUGAAAACGGCACCUAUGCUUUUAAUGUAAUGGCUACCUACAGCUGUGACACUGGAUUUUCUCUGAUUGGUAACACCACAAGGAAUUGCUUUGGAGAUGGCAGUAGCAUUAUUGGUGAUUUUGAUGGGUCGGCACCAUUGUGCGAAGCAAUAACAUGUUCUCCUCUUGCUGACUUAAAUAACGGGACUACAGUCUAUUCUGCUGACGCUGAUGGUUUGGGAAAUUAUGUGUUCAAUGUGACGGCUAACCACAGUUGUGACACCGGUUUUUUUCUGGUUGGUGACAGCUCAAAGACUUGCACUGGAGAUGGCAGUAGCAUUACUGGUGCUUUUGAUGGAGAGGCUCCAACUU
Messenger RNA from Halichondria panicea, 1102 nucleotides. Its product is annotated as E-selectin-like. The record is from RefSeq and is a predicted model, not a curated record. The coding region runs from base 90 to 752 and encodes 220 amino acids. NCBI's taxonomy places the organism in Eukaryota, Metazoa, Porifera, Demospongiae, Suberitida, Halichondriidae. The transcript has 4 exons.